This is a messenger RNA of Chenopodium quinoa (quinoa), 2978 nucleotides long. Its product is annotated as V-type proton ATPase subunit a3-like. Gene Ontology annotation, biological process: proton transmembrane transport; vacuolar acidification. The record is from RefSeq and is a predicted model, not a curated record. Gene Ontology annotation, cellular component: vacuolar proton-transporting V-type ATPase complex; vacuolar proton-transporting V-type ATPase, V0 domain. The transcript is spliced from 18 exons. Gene Ontology annotation, molecular function: proton-transporting ATPase activity, rotational mechanism; ATPase binding. The coding region runs from base 134 to 2578 and encodes 814 amino acids. NCBI's taxonomy places the organism in Eukaryota, Viridiplantae, Streptophyta, Magnoliopsida, Caryophyllales, Amaranthaceae.
GUUUCCGUGACACUGUCAUCAUCUCAAAUCAUAUAUCUUAGCCAAAGACAAACAGAGGAAACACACACAAAUACACCAGAGGAGGAGAGAGAAAGCAAUCUCAUCGAGGAGAGAGAAAGUAGCAACAACAACAAUGGUGGGAUGUUGUCCUCCCAUGGAUCUGAUGCGCUCCGAAGAGAUGCAAUUGGUGCAGCUCAUCAUUCCGCUUGAGUCUUCUCAUCUCACCGUCUCUUAUCUCGGUGACCUCGGCCUUCUCCAAUUCAAAGAUUUAAAUUCAGAUAAGAGUCCUUUCCAGCGAACUUACGCGAAUCAGAUUAAAAAAUGUGGAGAGAUGGCACGUAGAUUGCGAUAUUUUAGGGAACAAAUGGCCAAUGCUGGCAUUUCAACUCCACCAAAGUCUUUCACGACGAAUGAUAUCAAAGUGGAUGAUUUGGAGGUGAAACUUGGAGAGCUGGAAGCUGAGCUUAUUGAGAUGAAUGCAAACAAUGGAAAGUUACAGCGGACUUAUAAUGAACUUGUUGAGUAUAAACUUGUUCUACAGAAGGCCGAUGAAUUCUUCCAUUCAGCUCAAAGAACCGCGGCUGCUCAGCAGAGAGAAAUGGAAGCACAGCAAACUGAAGAGUCCUUGGACACACCUUUACUGAUGGAUCAAGACAAAUCGGGUGAUCCAUCAAAGCAGGUGCAGCUGGGGUUCUUUACUGGCCUUGUACCCAGGGAGAAAUCUAUGCCAUUUGAAAGGAUCUUGUUUCGUGCUACUAGGGGCAAUGUUCUCGUAAGGCAGACUACAGUAGAGAAUCCAGUGAUUGAUCCUGCUUCUGGAGAGAAGGUUGAGAAAAAUGUCUUUGUAAUAUUCUAUUCUGGAGAAAGAGCAAAAAACAAAAUUCUUAAGAUAUGUGAAGCAUUUGGAGCUAAUCGUUAUCCUUUCAGUGACGACUUUGGCAAACAAGCUCAAAUGUUGAAAGAGGUUUCUGGUAGACUUUCUGAGCUGAGGACUACAAUUGACGCUGGACUUCUGCAUCGUGGAAACUUAUUGCAGACUAUCGGUGAUCAGUUUGAGCAAUGGAACAUUCUGGUGAGAAAAGAGAAAUCCAUUUACCACACAUUAAACAUGCUCAGCAUGGAUGUAACGAAAAAAUGUCUUGUGGCUGAAGGGUGGUGUCCAGUUUUUGCCACAAAACAGAUCCAGGAUUUGUUGCACAGGGCGACGCUGGACUCAAAUUCACAAGUUGAAGCUAUAUUUCAGGUUCUACAUACAAGGGAGUCACCACCAACUUAUUUCAGGACAAACAAAUUUACUUCUGCUUUUCAGGAGAUUGUUGAUUCAUAUGGGAUUGCUCGGUAUCGAGAAGCAAAUCCAACUGUAUACACAGUUGUUACUUUCCCAUUCUUGUUUGCAGUCAUGUUUGGUGAUUGGGGGCAUGGUUUAUGUGUGUUACUUGCAACUUUAUACCUGGUAGCCAGGGAGAAGAAGCUUGGGAGUCAGAAACUUGGUGACAUCAUGGAGAUGAUGUUUGGAGGUCGAUAUGUUAUUUUGAUGAUGGCAAUCUUUUCAAUUUACACAGGCUUCAUCUAUAACGAAUUCUUUUCAGUCCCAUUUGAAUUAUUUGGAAAGUCAGCCUAUGCAUGCCGUGAUCCUUCCUGCAAGGAUGCAACGACUGAUGGUUUGAUUAAAGUGAGAGAUGCAUACCCAUUUGGAUUAGAUCCUGUAUGGCAUGGUUCACGAAGCGAGUUGCCUUUCCUUAACUCCCUAAAGAUGAAGAUGUCAAUUCUUCUUGGUGUUGCCCAAAUGAAUCUGGGGAUCAUGAUGAGUUUCUUUAAUGCUAAGUUCUUCAGAAGUUGUGUGGAUAUAUGGUUCCAAUUUAUUCCACAAAUGAUUUUUUUAAAUAGUUUGUUUGGCUACCUCUCCUUUCUCAUUGUAUUGAAGUGGUGCACUGGCUCUAAAGCUGAUUUAUAUCACAUAAUGAUCUACAUGUUUUUGAGCCCUACUGAUGAAUUGGGUGAAAAUCAGCUUUUCUCUGGCCAGAAGAUGACUCAGAUUGUUCUGCUGCUGCUAGCCCUUGUGGCUGUACCUUGGAUGCUUCUUCCAAAGCCUUUUAUCAUGAAAAGCCAGCAUCAAAGUAGGCACCAGGGUGAGUCAUACGUGCCCCUUCACGCAGAAGAAAGCCUUCAAGUGGAAGCAACAAAUGGAGGUCAUGGCGAGCAUGAGGAAUUUGAAUUCAGUGAAGUCCUGGUGCAUCAACUCAUUCAUACUAUAGAGUUUGUGCUCGGAGCAGUUUCAAAUACUGCGUCAUACCUUCGUUUAUGGGCAUUAAGUUUGGCUCACUCAGAGUUGUCUACAGUGUUUUAUGACAAGGUUUUGAUGCUAGCAUGGGGGUACAACAAUGUCAUUAUUCUUAUAAUGGGUAUUAUUGUCUUCAUCUUUGCUACUGUCGGUGUGUUGCUAGUCAUGGAAACCCUUAGUGCAUUUCUACAUGCAUUGCGUCUCCAUUGGGUGGAAUUCCAGAACAAGUUUUACUUUGGAGAUGGUUACAAGUUCCUUCCCUUCUCAUUUUCUUUGAUUGGUGAAGAAGAAGAGUGAAUGUUUCAGAUAUAGCUUAGCCAUUUCGCUAGGAAGUUGCGAGUUGUUGAUAUUUGAUUCCUUAAUUUAUCUAGCUUCCUGGAGAUGGAAGUUGGGAAGCACCCCUUUGAGGGACAUUUGCGAGAAUUAGUUUUGCACAGUGAAGAGUUUCAGCCCUUCCAAUUGUUUAUUUGUACUUGGAAGAAAUAAAAGGCCUCAGAGAGAAGUUACUGGCCAUGUAUCAUAACAAAUCAGCUGUUUGUGUUUUUAUGUACAAUAAGUUAUUCCUUUAAACAUCAUUGUUCAUGAUGAUUAAACACCAAAAUGCAAGUAAUUAUUGUAGCAUUUAUCAGAAUAAUGUCAAAUUAGACAAUUUGCGUGAUCAUUAUCUGUUGAUCUAAUGACAAUCUUUAGCCGAAUA